Drosophila sulfurigaster albostrigata is the source of this 2494-nucleotide messenger RNA. It is a transcript of the gene stet, whose product is annotated as protein rhomboid. Lineage: Eukaryota; Metazoa; Arthropoda; Insecta; Diptera; Drosophilidae. Gene Ontology annotation, cellular component: membrane. The coding region runs from base 204 to 1634 and encodes 476 amino acids. The record is from RefSeq and is a predicted model, not a curated record. Gene Ontology annotation, molecular function: serine-type endopeptidase activity. The transcript is spliced from 8 exons.
GACAAUAAUUAACAAAGUUUAUGCAAAGUGACAGUGAAAACAAAUAAAGAAGGCAAAACAAAAGUUCGAAACGGAUUCUGCGCACAACAAACGAAGAGUUGACAUAAAAUCCGUCCUAUCACUGCCAAAUUCAACUGCCAGAUUAAGCAAUCAAGUUUCCUAGCUAACAAUCCUGGAACGCAACACGGAGACAAGGAGGCGACAUGUGGCCCGGCUCCGAGCGAGGCAGCUCGCGAGCCCUGGAGUUACCGACCAGUCAACAGAAUGCUGGCGGUAGUAGCCAGCAGGAGACGUUGGCGGACAUCGAGCACAUAUCGACAAUAGCCGGAUCAUUGGCUUCCAUUGGGUCGCUAUCGCACACACAGAUGCGCUAUUGCACAAAUGAUGCCGGCUAUGAUACAGAGCACACCUCACUCAACUCGGACUUUGAUGAGGCGGAAUUGAAACGGGAACUGCUGCGAGAUAAAUGGAAACUACUUUUCGAUAUGUUCGAUCCGGAGGGUUUUGGCGAGAUAUCCGUAACCGAAUUUCUGGUUGCAUUGAAAUCGCCGGAAUUCCUAUCCCAAGUGCCUAUGAACAAGCGGGAGCUGUUGCUGGAGCGUGCAAAGAAGGCCCAACUGCCUAAUGGUCCGGGCUAUGUGACAUUUCAGGACUUUGUGAACGUGAUGAGCGGCAAGCGAACGCGUAGCUUCAAAUGCGCCGUACACCAGCGAGAUCGAGAAGUGUGCUCCGAGAACGACUUUCAAUUGGUGCUCAGUGAGCCGCCGCUCUUCAGGAAGAUGGUGCAUGCCGUUGCCGUCGAAGUGCUGCCCGAGGAGCGUGAUCGCAAAUACUAUGCGGAUCGUUACACCUGCUGUCCACCGCCCUUUUUCAUUAUACUGAUCACAAUGAUAGAGCUGGCCUUCUUUGUGUAUCACACGAUGGCGGUGGGAGAAACGGCAGCAGCGGGUCCCGUGCCCACGGACUCCAUGUUUAUUUAUCGUCCCGAUAAGCGUCAUGAGAUCUGGCGAUUUGUGCUCUAUAUGGUGCUGCAUGCUGGUUGGUUUCAUUUGGGAUUCAAUGUGGCCGUCCAGCUGCUCUUUGGCCUGCCCCUGGAGAUGGUGCACGGAUCGACGCGCAUCGCCUGCAUUUAUUUCUCGGGCGUACUCGCCGGCUCCCUGGGCACCAGCAUCUUCGAUCCCGAGGUGUAUCUCGUGGGCGCCAGCGGUGGCGUUUAUGCCUUGCUGGCGGCGCAUCUGGCCAACGUGUUGCUCAAUUACCAUCAGAUGCGUUACGGCGUCAUACGCCUGGCAUUCAUCCUCAUCUUCGCUUCGUUUGACUUUGGUUUCGCCAUCUAUGCACGUUAUGCCGGCGAGGAUGCGUUGCCCAACCAGGUGGGCGCCAAUGCGGCGUCUGUGUCAUAUGUGGCACAUUUGGCUGGCGCUGUGGCGGGACUCACCAUUGGGCUGCUGGUUCUCAAGAACUUUGAGCAGAAAUUGCACGAACAGUUGCUCUGGUGGAUUGCCCUUGGCACGUACAUGGCCCUCGUCGUUUUUGCCGUCGCCUUCAAUAUACUGCAUGGUGUGACGCUCUUCAACAUGCGUGUGGAGAAGAUUCGCGUCACGGAGACCUUCUACAAUGACUUCAAAGUAUAGCAGGAGGUCGAUAGAAGGAUGGCGUAUUUGUCUUUCUGUUGAUUCCCCACCACAAAGAACGAGAUGAUUAUGGAUUAUGCAUAUAUUGUUUUUUUUUUUGUUCGCGUUUUUCGUUUUCGUUUAUGAUAUUAUUAUUUCGUUAAAGUUAUUUUGUUAUUUAGUUUGGACAGUGAAUAAGUUUGGAAUAGUUUAACGUUUUUGUUCAAGUUGAUUUAUAUCGUGCAAUAUAUUACUAUAUGUAUUUGUAUUGUACACAAUAUAUAGACAAUCAUCUUCUAAGUGGAAUGAAUCAACGCUAUUUGUUAACAACUUUUCGUAUUUGUACGCUUCGUUUUAAAGUACAAAAGAUAUGAUGAUGAAAUUGAAAUUGAUAAAAGUUAUGUAAUCUGAACUGAUUAGGCUAUAUAUACCAUAAAUAUAUACAUAUAUACACUUGAUGCUCAACACUGCAGAUGAACAAAUUCAAGACUUUGUUAGGAUUAAGCGCAAGUAACAACAUUAAAUUAAGAGAUGCUGUAAAAUAAAACGAAAAAAAUCGAAAUUAUUUGAAACCGAAAAGUUUAUUCUAAAUUUUCAGAACUGUCCCACAGCAGGCCUUACAUAUACAAUGAAUAAAGAUAAUCUUAAAACUACCUCAGACUUGAUAAAGUAAAUAAGUUUAAAGAUUAAAUAUUGAGAUCGGUUUCAAAUUUUAGAAAAAGAAAAAUAGCAUUCUCAACUGCCCUUAUCAACAAGAAAAAAUCAUCACUGCCAGCUUUAGUGAAUACAAACAGCACCAAUUAACUAUACCAAAUAUAUAUAUUUGUACUUUGUGCAUUUUGUACAUACAUAAUUGAAUAAUCACAGACAAAUAAAUGAUU